Messenger RNA from Kwoniella shivajii, 798 nucleotides. RefSeq lists its product as uncharacterized. Bases 1 to 798 code for a protein of 265 amino acids. Lineage: Eukaryota; Fungi; Basidiomycota; Tremellomycetes; Tremellales; Cryptococcaceae. The record is from RefSeq and is a predicted model, not a curated record. The transcript has 8 exons. Gene Ontology annotation, biological process: carbohydrate metabolic process.
AUGUCAGAGAUCUUGCCUUGGAUGGCCUUGACACUUGACCGAGGUGCAGCGUUGUUGGCCAAACAUGGGGUUAAUGAAGGAAAGUUUCUCCUCACCAUUGCAGUGCCAUCUCAACCUGAUGCUACAGGAACAAUGCCUGUGGGCUCAUUGGAUCAGUACCUGGAUUUCUGGAAUUUGAGGGUACGUCUAAGAAGUGACUCGCAUAGGAUGAGUAUCGCUCAUGCUCUCUACGGUAAUGGUAGCCUUCGCAAGUUAUCAGCUUACAAAAGAAAAACAGGUAUACCUCUAUAUGGCCAUCGUCCACAACGAUCAAAUGGUUCUACCAGAUGGCGCCUCGCACUAGAACCGAUUACUUACAAAGCUAUUCCUUCCUCAUCUUGCAGUAACUCUGGUCCCAACGUCGCACACGGAGCCAGCAUCUUUCAUGAGCAAGUGGACAAUCUGAACCAAGAAGUUUCAUUCGUUUGUGAUUGGGCCACCGGAGGAUUGAUCACGUUUGAGAGUGCAGCGAUUGUCCAACAGAAGAUUGAAUACGCCAAGUUUUACAACAUGGGCGGAAUGGUCUUCUGGACAUUGCAUGGUGACAAAUUGGGAACCGACGAGAGUCUCAUUGCGCUUGCCCAGAAAGGAUUCGAUCAUUUGAAGCAGGAAAUUAAUCAUAUUAAGUUUCCCUUUAGCCGUUACGAGAAUAUCAAUGGUCGAAAUGGCGCAGCGGGUGUUGGUCUACUUGGACCCGGAACUGGCUUCGGAAGGAGUAUUAUGCAUGAGGUAGUGUACGAUGAUUCGAUCGUUCUGUGA